Messenger RNA from Geodia barretti, 786 nucleotides. The record is from the annotation of a GenBank genome assembly. NCBI's taxonomy places the organism in Eukaryota, Metazoa, Porifera, Demospongiae, Tetractinellida, Geodiidae.
AUGGCGACUCCCGCCGCAACCACCCAGUCAGUUAUCCGCGCCGUUGACGUUGGUGUCUACUACGGCGCCAAUCAGGUCAUUGAGAGCGUAAAUCUGGAUAUCGCGGAAAACGAAAUCACCGCUAUCAUCGGACCCAGUGGCGCCGGCAAAAGCACGUUGCUGCGCUGCAUCAACCGCAUGAAUGACCUGAUUGAUUCCUUCCGCAUGGAAGGCAAGAUCUGGUUCAAUGAAUUUGACCUCUAUGCCCCCGGUUCCGACCCGACACAAAUUCGUUACCAGAUUGGUAUGGUGUUCCAGCGUCCCAACCCGUUCCCCAAGUCAAUCUACGACAACGUGGCCUUUGGGCCGCGCAUUAACGGCUACUCCGGCAAUCUGAAUGACAUUGUUGAAGAAUCCCUGCACAGCGCCGCGCUUUGGGAUGAAGUCAAAGAUCGACUCAAGGAAUCGGCUCUCGCCCUCUCCGGCGGCCAACAGCAACGCCUGUGCAUCGCCCGGGCGAUGGCGGUCUCGCCCAGCGUUAUCCUGAUGGACGAACCCUGUUCAGCGCUUGACCCAAUUGCUACACUGGCAAUCGAACAGCUCAUGCAGGAACUCAAAAAGCGUUACAGCAUCAUCAUCGUCACCCACAAUAUGCAACAGGCUGGUCGCGUUUCGGACAAAACCGCUUUCCUGAUGCCUGACGAGAAUCGUGUGGCGCACCUGAUAGAAUUCGACGAAACCGCCCGCAUGUUCACCAAUCCCAGCGACGAACGUACUGAGGCAUAUAUCACCGGCAGAUUUGGAUAA